UCCGGCUCAAACGUUAACUAACCACCUCUGACCAGAGGUCCUGCAAAUUCCUACCGUGGGCCCCGGGGAGUGGGCCCGAGCAGGGAGGCGCCCUCCGGCUCCCUCUCCCCGACUUGAAGAAGCAGAAGAAACUGUACCAGCAAAGGCCGGACCCCCAGCGGCGGCUGGAGACCCAGCCCUUGCAACUUCAAUCUUCCCAGGGAGCCCAGGCGGAAACGCUGGUUUGGAUAGAGGCGGGAACUGCUUCGGGCUGAGACAGACAACCGGUGACCUGACUGACGCAAACCCCAAACAACGCUCGACUCGGCAGCAGAGAUACGGCCCGAGUCCUGAGGUCGCCAGGGCUCCCAGCUGACCGCCGACUAACGCUGUGCUUCCCCGUGCCCCAAGUGCACACUAGAGGCGAAGCUCGAGUGGGCCCGAGCGCAGGGCGCACGCUCUCCAGGGGCGGUGCCUGAGACCAGAGGGGCCCGAGUGCCUGACGCGGGCGGAGCCAGGGCGGACAGGGUAGCGCGGCGCACGCGCGGCGGCGACGGCGGUCGCAAUGGCGCCCCCUCAGCGGGUUCGGGUGUUGCGGUGCUCCUGCUGCCGCCUCUUCCAGGCGCACCAGGUGAAAAAGAGUCUCAAAUGGACAUGCAAAGCUUGUGGAGAGAAGCAGUCAUUUUUGCGGGCUUACGGUGAGGGCUCUGGUGCUGACUGUAGACACCACGUCCAAAAAUUAAAUCUGCUGCAGGGACAGAUUUCAGAGAUGUCACUCAGGUCUCUGGAAGAAUCCAUAAAUGCCGACGAGGAGGAAAAUGCACGUCCUCGGCAGCCUGCGCCUGCAAGUCUGCAGGAAAAACUCCAGCCCUCAAAGAACCGCUGGCUGAAGUAUCUGGAAAAGGACUCCAAGGAACUGGAGCUGGAAGAAGGAGGAGUGUGUUUCAACAGGCAGCCCUCAUCCAAGAGAGAGAAGCCAGACCCUCCCUUCAGUACAGGCCUGCCUAGAAAAAGGAAAUGGAGCCAGAGCACAGUCCAGCCUCCAUGCAGCCCUAAUGUCCAGGACUCCAGGAACUGUGAGGUCACCUUCAAGUCCCUGAAGGACCGUUCCCUUCAUCCUGCAUGGAGUACCGGGUCUUUGUCAGACUGUUCAGCUUGGGACCUGCCCUUGGUUUCUGAGGAACUGUCACCUUCAUUUAUCCAGGCACCCAGGCAGAGGAACCCUGCCAGGCAUUUGUCGCUGCCACGCCCCAACACAGGCCAGGGUCAUCCUGGCCACCUUCAGACGGUAGUGGAGAGUGCCCGUCCAAAGCCAAGAGGCAGCAGUCAAACUCUGGUGUUGCUAGUAACUAGCUAUGUGACCCCCAGGCGUGAAACCCAAUUUUCAAUGCAUCCUUGUUUCCUGAGGUAGAAGGGAGAAGCCAGGCCUCUGUCACUGUCACAUCCCCUGGGGUAUUCUGUGCAGCCACUUCUACAGCUUCAAAACCCUGAACAUGGUUCUAGAGAGACCUUCCCAGCUGCCUGGCAAUGAGCACAUGGUCUUUCCAGGUGGGCUCUAGGGCCCUUCCUGCUCGCACCCCUCAGGCACUCCCUCACCUGAUGCUAAGGUCCCCAUGACAUCCCCUGAUCACAUGAGAACAUCUUCCUUUUUUGGGAAGCCUGGUCAUGGAAUUUGGCAGAGGAUUUGGAGUGACGGAGAGGGCAUUUAUUUGCUGUGCUUUGCUAAACCUCAAAAUCAAGGCAUGUCCCUAGCCUGCCAGGCUACAGAAUAGUAGACAGCACAGAGCAGAAAGUGUCAGCGCCCAGAGGUACAGCCAAGGCCUAGUACAGGCACAGGACCCUCCUCUCCUUGUCCCUUGAGCCUGCUGGGCAUUCUUCUGAAUGGAGAACAUGGCCAUCAUCUUGUGU
This is a messenger RNA of Balaenoptera ricei (Rice's whale), 1887 nucleotides long. It is a transcript of the gene MRNIP, whose product is annotated as MRN complex interacting protein. Lineage: Eukaryota; Metazoa; Chordata; Mammalia; Artiodactyla; Balaenopteridae. The record is from RefSeq and is a predicted model, not a curated record. Gene Ontology annotation, cellular component: nucleus. Gene Ontology annotation, molecular function: chromatin binding. Gene Ontology annotation, biological process: mitotic G2 DNA damage checkpoint signaling. Bases 545 to 1390 code for a protein of 281 amino acids. The transcript is spliced from 9 exons.